Poecile atricapillus (Black-capped chickadee) is the source of this 1441-nucleotide messenger RNA. RefSeq names its product methanethiol oxidase-like. Bases 16 to 1380 code for a protein of 454 amino acids. Lineage: Eukaryota; Metazoa; Chordata; Aves; Passeriformes; Paridae. The transcript is spliced from 11 exons. The record is from RefSeq and is a predicted model, not a curated record. Gene Ontology annotation, molecular function: protein binding; selenium binding.
UCCCCUCUGGAAGCGAUGAAAGGCCCUCGGGAAAAGAUCAUCUACGUGCCCUGCAUCUACAGGAACACCGGGAAGGAAAUUCCCGAUUUUCUGGCCACGGUGGACGUGGAUCCCGAAUCCCCCUCCUACAGCCAGGUUAUCCACCGGCUGCCCAUGCCCAACGUGGGGGACGAGCUGCACCACUCGGGCUGGAACGCCUGCAGCAGCUGCCACGGGGAUCCCGGCAAAUCCCGGGAUUUCCUCAUCCUCCCCGCCCUCGUCUCAUCCCGAAUCUACGUCGUGGACGUGGCCACCGAGCCCCGAGCUCCCCGCAUCCACAAGGUGGUGAAUCCCGAGGAUGUGUUCUGGAAGUGCGGCCUGGGGUACCCGCACACCUCGCACUGCCUGGGCAGCGGGGAGGUGAUGAUCAGCACCUUGGGAGACCCGGCCGGAAACGGGAAAGGCGGAUUUAUCCUGCUGGACGCCGAGAGCUUCGAGGUGAAGGGGACGUGGGAGGAGGGGGACGAGGUUCCCCCCAUGGGCUACGACUUCUGGUACCAACCCCGGCACAACGUCCUCAUCAGCACCGAGUGGGGAGCGCCCAAAUUCCUGGGAUACGGAUUCGACCCCAGCGACCUCGGGAAGGGGCGUUACGGGCGCCGGCUGAACGUGUGGGACUGGAGCAGCCACAGGUACAUCCAGGCCAUCGACGUGGGCGAGGAUUCGGCUCCGCUGGAAAUCCGAUUCCUCCACGAUCCCGACGCUUCCCAAGGAUUCGUGGGCUGCACCAUCAGCAGCGCCGUCCACCGCUUCUACAAGACCCAGGACGGAGCCUGGGCGGCGCAGAAGGUGAUCCAGGUGCCCAGCAAGAAGGUGGAGGGCUGGAUCCUGCCGGAGAUGCCAGGAUUCAUCACGGAUAUCCUGAUUUCCCUGGACGACCGCUUCCUGUAUUUCAGCAAUUGGCUGCACGGCGACGUGCGCCAGUACGACAUUUCCGACCCCAAAAAUCCCAAACUGGUGGGGCAGGUGUUUGUGGGCGGCAGCAUCGUCAAGGGAGGGCCGGUGAGGGUGUGCGAGGAUGAGGAGCUGCAGAGCCAACCGGAGCCCUUCGUCAUCCAGGGCAGGAAGGUGUCGGGGGGGCCGCAGAUGCUGCAGCUGAGCCUGGACGGGCGGCGGCUCUACGUGAGCAGCUCCCUGUACAGCGCCUGGGACCGGCUCUUCUACCCCGACCUCCUCAGGGAGGGCUCAGUGAUGCUGCAGCUGGACGUGGACACGGAGCGGGGCGGCCUGGCCGUCAAUCCCAAAUUCCUGCUGGAUUUCGGGAAGGAGCCGGGCGGGCCCUGCCUGGCGCACGAGAUGCGGUACCCGGGGGGGGACUGCACCUCCGACAUCUGGAUCUGAUAUCCCGGGAAUUCUGCGGGAAUUCCGGGAAUUCUGGGAAUGGGGAAUGGGGAACGGCACC